AGUCCAACAGAAGAAGAAGAACGGCAGAAAUGCUGUAACACCUAACACGGUGAAAGGUCAGGGUUUAUAUGAAGCAAAUCUCAACCGGUCUCCAGAGCAGGUCGUUACUUUCCUUUUCAAGACAACUUGGGGGUUAAACAUUAAAACUACAUGACGGAUAAAGCUGUCGCUCGCUACUUUGGACGGUAAGAAAAGCAAGAGCUACCGGGCACGUACCGUCCUGUUCCGUCCUGACACUUCAUUCAAACUGGACAGCGGGGGGAGCAGCUCAGUUUAAAGACUCUCUCCUGACAUGUCUGCCUCAAAGUGCUCACGUCUGAGCGGGACUCUGGUGAAGCAGCUGCUGGACUCUGUGGACAGCGUCCUGUUUGACUGUGAUGGGGUCAUUUGGCGAGGGGACCAGGCCGUCCCCGGAGCCCCUCAAGUCAUCAACCUGCUCAAGGAAAACGGUAAGAAGGUCUUCUUCGUCACCAACAACAGCACGAAGACGAGGAAGAUGUACGCCGACAAGAUGUCUACGCUGGGCUUUAACGUGAAGGAGGAGGAGGUGUUCGGGACCGCGUACUGCUGCGCCACCUACCUGAAGACGGUGUGCAAGCUGGAGGGGAAAGUGUACCUGGUGGGGAGCGACGCCAUGAGGCAGGAGCUGGAGGCGGUGGGGGUCCAGCAGACCGGGGUGGGACCGGACCUCGUCUUCGGGAAGCAGCUGGACUGGGCUAACGUGCCUCUGGAUGCAGAUGUGAAGGCGGUGGUGGUGGGCUUCGAUGAACACUUCAGCUACAUGAAGAUGAACAGGGCCCUGCAGUACCUGAGCCAGCCGGGCUGUCUGUUCGUGGGGACCAACAGGGACACCAGGCUGCCUCUGGAGGGGGGCAAGGCUGUCCCAGGUACCGGCUGCCUGCUGAAAGCCGUGGAGACAGCGGCCCAGCGCGAGGCCCAGACGGUGGGCAAACCAAACCACUUCAUGUUCGACUGCGUGGCCUCCCAGUUCGGCGUGGAGCGCGACCGCUGCCUUAUGGUGGGCGACCGCCUCGACACGGACAUCCUGCUGGGCUCCAACUGCGGCCUCAAGACCCUCCUCACUCUCACCGGGGUCAGCACCGUGGAAGACGCUGAGGCCCAUCAGAAGAGCGGCUGCGCCGAGAGGCACGGCAUGGUGCCGGACUACUACGUGGACAGCAUCGCCGAUCUCCUUCCGGCUCUGCAGGGAUGAAAACCGUCCCACACAUAGCUGAGCUCUGUUUGAUAUCAAAGGGAAAUCAUUUAUUUUUUUCUGUAAAGUCUACGAUUUAAAAAGAUCUUUAUAACGAAGUCAUGACAUAGCAGCUAGCUGCUGUGUGGCAGAAGAGACACAGACUAUUAAACUAAAAAAAACACUCUUUAAAGGGGUCAUAUUAUGCUUUUUCUGGUUUUAUAUGCUCUUUAGUGUGUCCUGUGCAUGUUUAGACACAUCUAUGUGCAAAAAUUCAAUGUCCGCGGAAAUGCGGCUUCUCCUACGUCCUCCUGUUAGCUGUAGCAUUAACUGCAUGUAACGCUCGGUUCUAGCCCCCCUCGAAAAAGAUUUGUCAGUGUGACGUCUUGUCAGUGUGAUAUCACUGAUCUAAGCCCAUUGGCUCGAUGUGGCAAGCCCUGCAGCUCAUGUUGCACGGCCAUUAACUUUUGUAGCACGCCCACGAUAUGCUGUAGCCUGCGGUAGCACAGUAGUGCUAAGGUGCUAAUGUUUAUGCUCCCCUCGGAGCCAAAGUGGCUGCAUUCCAAAUAUGGUAAAAGGGGUGGGAAAUUUCCGAGAACCGUGCUGAGCGACUGACCAAUUAUGGCAGAGCCGACAGGCCGACCAAUUAGAUCAGACUUGGCACACGUGGGGACUCUGAACGUGGGCACUUCAGAGCCUUAGACAGAGAGUCAGAAGCGAGCCGGUGCAUGGAGCGGCAGAACAUGAAAACAGACACUUUUUUAGAACUUUAGCUAUUGUGAACAUACUUUAGUAGGUACAUAGAUUAAAUAUACGAACCCCAAAAAGGGCAUAAUAUGACCUCUUUAAACCUUCUAUUUUAACAAAUUACAAUGAUUUAUUACUAAUAAUAUAUGAUCAAAAGCCAAUGUUGUUUCAGUGUUAAAGAUGUAUGUUCCCUUUUUUUUGCGGGGGGGGAGGAGUGGUGAGGUACUGUUGCGUCCUUCCUCUGUCUGUGAUGCAAUCUCUAAUCAGCUACAACAUCUCAAGAAAGAAAAUGUGUACUUUGAGGUUUACACUGAACUGGUCUGACCUGAGCUCUCUUGUGUUUGAUGGUGCUUUAUGUAUUCGACAAAGUGUUUGAACGUUUGCAGAGACAUUCACGGGAGGGUGAAAGUGAGACCAAUUUUUGUUGUCGCGUCUCGUCACCUGUGAAACGGUGAUAAGCAUUGUGUCUUUCUUUUUUUUGUUUUUUUUUUGUUUUGGUGCCUCGACCUUCCCUACACCACCUGUUUCUUGUGACUAGUCAACACACUGUCAGCAAUACCUAUAAUAAACUCUAUUUAUAUAGCACUUUUCAAAACAGGGUUACAAAGUGCUUAUUAUUAUUAAUACUUGACUCGAUAAUAAAAAUAACUAUAUUCAAGAAAAUCAACUCUCUGUGAAUGUAAAUUUUAAAACCGCAAACGUUACUCCAUGUCUCCUCCUCGUCUCCUCCUCGUCUCCUCCUAUGCUUAAAGUCACCUUGGUCUGUCAUCGGCUGGACGCUGCAACAGUUGGAAUCCCUUAUCAACUCUCACCUGAUGACAGAGGUUCCAAUGCUGCGCCCCCUUUGUCCUUUGUCUGGUUUUUGGGAGGGCCUAUUCCUCACAUGUAGCUGCACAUUUUUAGAGAGGGAGGGGGGGGACAUGCAAAGAAAAGAUGGAUAAUCUAAUUUGAUGUCAUAUUGGGCAGGGAAGAUAUAGAAAAGAAGAAAAUUGCGGGACGACAAGACUUGG
Messenger RNA from Labrus mixtus (cuckoo wrasse), 2949 nucleotides. RefSeq names its product phosphoglycolate phosphatase (gene pgp). Gene Ontology annotation, cellular component: cytoplasm. Gene Ontology annotation, molecular function: sn-glycerol 3-phosphatase activity. NCBI's taxonomy places the organism in Eukaryota, Metazoa, Chordata, Actinopteri, Labriformes, Labridae. The record is from RefSeq and is a predicted model, not a curated record. The coding region runs from base 293 to 1213 and encodes 306 amino acids. The transcript is spliced from 2 exons.